Hemiscyllium ocellatum (epaulette shark) is the source of this 2619-nucleotide messenger RNA. Its product is annotated as protein c-ets-1-B-like. Gene Ontology annotation, cellular component: nucleus. Gene Ontology annotation, biological process: cell differentiation; regulation of transcription by RNA polymerase II. Gene Ontology annotation, molecular function: DNA-binding transcription factor activity, RNA polymerase II-specific; sequence-specific DNA binding. Lineage: Eukaryota; Metazoa; Chordata; Chondrichthyes; Orectolobiformes; Hemiscylliidae. The transcript is spliced from 6 exons. The coding region runs from base 1 to 975 and encodes 324 amino acids. The record is from RefSeq and is a predicted model, not a curated record.
AUGGCAUAUAACUGUGGGGAGCAAGUCCCGAGUAAAGGUCGCUACCAGAUCCUGGCUGAACUCUCCCAGGAUCAGCCUGGGCUUUCCAACAUGAAGAUGUUGGUGAAAAGUUAUUUCCAGGACGCUGUGGGAAUAUUCAACACCAGUGGGUCCCCAACCCCCUUCAGCAAACCUCACUGUUGGGCAGAUUAUUCUCUCAGAGAUCCAAUCGAACCCUGCCAGUGUGUCCCAGCGUCUGCCUACGGUGAUUCGGGUUUGAACGGGGAGUCACUGCAGCCGCUGGUCCCGGUCAGUUCUGAGGAUUUACUCGCCCUGAAAUCUCCGAGCCACACUAAUACCCCACUGCAGCUGGAGACGGGAGUGGGACCGCUCUACAGGGAAUAUCCCCAGCUCAAGCAGGAGUGUGGGCCGGCUGACACUGUGCCCGUUUACCCAGAGAUCUCAGAGUCCGGUGUCGAUCUCAGCUUGUACUGGGAGAGGUAUUUAUCCAUCGACAGCCUGACUGGAUUACCAUCGUACCGAGAUGUUUCUGCAGAACCAAGACAGCACCACGCUCCACAAAAAGCUCUCGGCUGCAGGAAACGCCCUGGGGCUCCGCGAGAUCGCCUAGCCUGUCGGCCAAUCCUGACCGAAUACACAGGAAAUGGGCCCAUUCAACUUUGGCAGUUUCUCCUGGAGUUACUUCUAGAUAAAACAUGUCAGUCCUUCAUCAGCUGGACGGGAGAUGGCUGGGAGUUCAAACUCUCUGACCCCAAUGAGGUCGCCAAGCGCUGGGGGAAUCGCAAGAACAAACCGAAAAUGAACUACGAGAAGUUGAGCAGGGGGCUCCGAUAUUACUACCACAGGGACAUCAUCCAAAAGUCAGCAGGAAAACGCUACGUCUAUCGCUUUGCCUGCCACGUGCAGAGCUUGCUGGGAGAAAGCCCUCAGCAAAUCCAUGAGAGACUGGACGUGAAAGCCCGGACUGAGCAGUGAGAGGGGCCAAGGAGAUGCUGCCCAGGUCCCACACUCUCCCGGCGUUUCCAGACAUUGUUCAUUUUACAAACUGUGUUUGACCAGUUCUGUUCCCCCAUCACCCCUCCAGGAGCCUGAGAGCCAGCGUAGGCAGACAAUCCGGGCCUCCUCCUUCCCUCUCCUACCUGACUACAUCACCAAGGGAACCUGUCAGAGAAUGACCUACAGUCGGAGAUUCAAGAGCGCAACAACCUGUCCCCCCUCGAAACAACCAUUACACAGAGGAGAGUGACCGUCACGGGGAGAGGGAGAGUGACCGUCACGGGGAGAGGGAGAGUGACCGUCACAGGGAGAGGGAGAGUGACCGUGACAGGGAGAGGGCAUGUGACCGUCACAGGGAGAGGGAGAGUGACCAUCACGGGGAGAGGGAGAGUGACCGUCACAGGGAGAGGGAGAGACCGUCACGGGGAGAGGGAGAGUGACCGUCACGGGGAGAGGGAGAGUGACCGUCACGGGGAGAGGGAGAGUGACCGUCACAGGGAGAGGGAGAGUGACCGUCACGGGGAGAGGGAGAGUGACCGUCACAGGGAGAGGGAGAGUGACCGUCACGGGGAGAGGGAGAGUGACCGUCACGGGGAGAGGGAGAGUGACCGUCACGGGGAGAGGGAGAGUGACCGUCACGGGGAGAGGGAGAGAGACCGUCACGGGGAGAGGGAGAGUGACCGUCACAGAGAUGUUCCUGACACCCUGAUCCUCGUCCUCCGCCCCACCCCCAGUGUCACACCCCACCCCGGCUGCGUUUAGCGAGAAUGGGCAUCUCACCUAGGGGUUCCUCUCCCUCAGACUCCCCGCUCCCCCCAACCCCCCCGGCCCACUCCCCCAUCCCCACACCUCCACCUGACCCCUCCCACACCCCCAAUCCCCACACCCCCCCAAUCCCCCCACACACACACCGUCUCAACUCCUCACAUAGCUCACACUCCCUCAUCCCACUUCCCUGCAGCCCCACCCCAACACCCCCAUCCCCCUCCCCCUGACAGUCCUCUUCACCCUCCCCCUUCCCCCUCCCCGACAUCCCCCAUUUCUCCUCCCCCCGACACCCCUCCAUUCUCCUCUCCCCAACACCCCCUCCCCCACCCUGUCACCCCCCACUCCCCCUCUCCCAACACCCCCUGCCCUGUCAACUCCCAAUCUCACCCCGACACCCUCCCCAUUCCCCCCAGUCUCCCCCCAGUCUCCCUCCCCCCCCACACACACACCCAUUCCCCCUCCUCCACACCACCCAGUUCCAUUCCCCCAUCACCCCCCAAGUCCCCCUCCCCCCGAUACCACCCAUUCCCCCCCACCCCAGUGACUGUGACACCUCCUCCCCCCCCCCCCCCUCCCCCGGCCCCCCCCCGCCCGUGUAAGUACCAGGGAGAGGGAACGCAGCCUUUAGCAACAGACUCGAGAGUAAAGUUCAAUAUCAGAAGGAACGAGAAAACAAAAUAUAGCUUCCUUUUUGGAACUGAGAGUUUUUUUUUAAUGUUGUACAAUACGUUGAUCUCAAGUAGGAGCUAACAGUAAUUCUUAUUUUUAUACAUGACAUUUGAUUGGGAUGUUUGAUGCUGAGUACCGGGUUGUAUGAGGAAAGUUUGUAAUUCUCUUCAAAGUCUGCUUGUAAAU